This is a messenger RNA of Apis dorsata (giant honeybee), 932 nucleotides long. RefSeq lists its product as uncharacterized. Gene Ontology annotation, cellular component: transcription factor TFIIIC complex. NCBI's taxonomy places the organism in Eukaryota, Metazoa, Arthropoda, Insecta, Hymenoptera, Apidae. Bases 198 to 851 code for a protein of 217 amino acids. Gene Ontology annotation, biological process: transcription by RNA polymerase III. The transcript is spliced from 4 exons. The record is from RefSeq and is a predicted model, not a curated record.
AAAAAAAUGCUGAACUUUGAAAAUUAUUUUCACUUUUUCAACUAAAUUUCUCAUCAACGAAAAAAUUAUUUUAUGUACAAUUACGUUCUACAUAUAAACUUUCGAUAAAAUCAAAAUUUUCAGAUAAAAUAAAUUCCUUUAUGAUAUAAAGAAAGCCUUUUGCAUCUGACUCUAACAUCAAAUAUUUAAUAUAACAUAUGAUCACAAUGGAAAACAAUAAUGACACAUCAGAUAGCGAAGAAAUUCUUGUAUAUGUAGAAUUUGAAGUACUUGAUGAUAAUAUAUUUAAUGAGAAACAAUUACAAUUGGACAUGAUUGGUAUAGAUACAGAACAUCCUAUAAUGCAAAUUAAUGGAAAGUUUUAUGAGGGUACUUAUGAAGAUGUCGUUGGUACUUAUAUGUUUUUCACAAAAACUAAUGAUACUGCAAUAAAUGAUCCUGUAUUUGAUAUUGCUCCAAAUUUUAAAUAUUUUGCUAAAACUAAAAAAUUUUUAAAAAUGCAAAGAAUCUUCAUAAAAUCUAGAACAGAAGUUCUUGGUGAUUCUGAAAAUAAUCAAUGUAUUCCAAAUUCAUAUACACUUAAACAAGCAGGAAUACCACUUCAAUAUCGAACAGAAGCUCUUUUAUUUUGGAAAACUAUACGAAGUAAUAGAUUAAAUGCAUUACAUUCAUAUUUAGAAAAACAACGUAUCAGACAACAAAAAAAAUCUCAAGGCAUAAUAUUAGAAUCUGAAUCUGAUGAAGAUAAUCCAUUUGCUAUAUAUGAGCAUAAAGAAGAAACUUUUAAUUUAGACAAAUCGAAAUAUAUUCAUGUUGUUUCACAAAAAGAAUUAACUAAUUCUGAUAAUUAAUUUAAUAAAAAUUAAUAUUUUAAAAAAGAUAUCUGAUAUAUACAUACACAUAAAAGAACACAAUAAAUUUUUGUUUUGAAA